AUGCUUUGCCUAGUGCUCUUUGUGCUGUGUCUGAGUCGCUCAGAUGCGGAUGCCUUCAGUUCAGUUGCGGAAAAUGAGGAUGCACUCCUUAAGCACUUAUUUGAAGGCUAUCAGAAAUGGGUCCGGCCUGUGGAAAACUCCAACGACACCAUCAAAGUCCUUUUUGGGUUAAAGAUAUCACAGCUUGUGGAUGUGGAUGAGAAGAACCAGCUGAUGACAACCAACGUGUGGCUGAAACAGGAGUGGACUGACCACAAACUCUCCUGGAAUCCAGACGAAUACGGUGGGAUCACUGCUAUCCGGGUCCCCUCUGAGUCUCUGUGGCUUCCUGACAUCGUUUUGUUUGAAAAUGCUGACGGACGUUUUGAGGGAUCCCUGAUGACCAAAGCCAUAGUGAAGCACAAUGGAGUGGUGACCUGGACACCACCGGCCAGUUAUAAGAGCUCCUGCACAAUGGAUGUGACCUUCUUCCCCUUCGACAGGCAGAACUGCUCCAUGAAGUUUGGGUCAUGGACAUAUGAUGGCAAUAUGGUGGACUUGAUUUUAGUGGAUGAAAAUGUAGACAGGAAAGACUUCUUUGAUAAUGGGGAGUGGGAGAUCUUAAAUGCCAAAGGUAUGAAAGGCAACAGGAGGGAUGGGCUGUACUCUUACCCAUUUGUCACUUACUCCUUUGUGUUGAGGCGCCUUCCAUUGUUUUACACUCUUUUCUUAAUAAUCCCUUGCCUGGGCUUGUCUUUUCUAACUGUCCUGGUGUUUUACCUACCUUCAGAUGAAGGAGAAAAGCUUUCAUUGUCAACAUCAGUUCUAGUCUCCCUCACCGUUUUCCUUUUAGUGAUUGAGGAAAUAAUCCCUUCUUCUUCCAAAGUCAUCCCUCUGAUCGGUGAGUAUCUGCUCUUCAUCAUGAUUUUUGUGACACUCUCUAUCAUCGUGACUGUGUUUGUUAUCAAUGUCCACCACCGAUCCUCAGCAACUUACCAUCCCAUGGCUCCCUGGGUUAAAAGGCUCUUUCUCCACAAGUUGCCUCGUCUGCUCUGCAUGAAGGGCCAUGUAGAUCGCUACUCAUUCUCAGAGACUGAAGAAAAGGGAACCACCCCGAAAUUGAAGUUUCUGGGGAAGCAGAAGUACAAGCAAGCAAAAGAUGGAGAAAAAAUUGUUAUUGCCUUUCUGGAAAAGGCAGCUGACUCCAUUCGGUACAUUUCCAGGCAUGUUAAAAAGGAGCAUUUCAUCAGACAGGUUGUACAAGACUGGAAAUUUGUAGCUCAAGUCCUGGAUCGGAUCUUCCUGUGGUUAUUUCUGGUGGUGUCAGUGACGGGCUCAGUUCUCAUCUUCACCCCUGCAUUACGGAUGUGGUUGAACAACACCUUGUAG
Molecule: messenger RNA, 1368 nt
Organism: Cinclus cinclus
Lineage: Eukaryota; Metazoa; Chordata; Aves; Passeriformes; Cinclidae
Gene: CHRNB3
Product: cholinergic receptor nicotinic beta 3 subunit
Exons: 6
Coding region: 1-1368 (455 amino acids)
Biological process (GO): nervous system process; monoatomic ion transmembrane transport; signal transduction
Cellular component (GO): postsynaptic membrane; synapse; neuron projection
Molecular function (GO): acetylcholine-gated monoatomic cation-selective channel activity; transmembrane signaling receptor activity
Source: RefSeq, a predicted model, not a curated record